Acipenser ruthenus (sterlet) is the source of this 6329-nucleotide messenger RNA. Its product is annotated as trichohyalin-like. The transcript has 4 exons. The record is from RefSeq and is a predicted model, not a curated record. Gene Ontology annotation, molecular function: GTP binding. Lineage: Eukaryota; Metazoa; Chordata; Actinopteri; Acipenseriformes; Acipenseridae. The coding region runs from base 1 to 4152 and encodes 1383 amino acids.
AUGGCUGUAGAACAAGAGGCUAAAGAAACAGUUUCUAAAGAGCUGCACAGCCCCUCUGAGCUGAGGAUCGUGCUGCUUGGGAGACAGUGCGCUGGGAAGAGUUCAUCAGGAAACACCAUCCUGGGCAGAGUUGUAUUUGGCUGCUCUGCAGCAAUGGAGGAGUUCCAGCAGCUGUUCGGCAAGAGAGCUGUGAGGAACACGAUGAUCCUUUUCACCUGUGGGGAUGAUCUGAAAGACAGGACGAUUGAGCAGUACAUUGAGGAAGCUGGUGAUGAGCUCCAUCAGCGUGUUGAGAAAUGUGGGAACAGACAGUGUAGGAGAGAAGAGGAGCUGAAACAGAAAUAUGAGGAGGAACAGUGUAGGAAAGAAGAGGAGAUAAAACAGAAAUAUGAGGAGGAACAAUGUAGGAGAGAAGAGGAGAUGAAACAGAAAUAUGAGGAGGAACAGAGUAGGAGAGAAGAGGAGCUGAAACAGAAAUAUGAGGAGGAACAGUGUAGGAAAGAAGAGGAGAUGAAACAGAAAUAUGAGGAGGAACAAUGUAGGAGAGAAGAGGAGAUGAAACAGAAAUAUGAGGAGGAACAGUGUAGGAAAGAAGAGGAGAUGAAACAGAAAUAUGAGGAGGAACAAUGUAGGAGAGAAGAGGAGAUGAAACAGAAAUAUGAGGAGGAACAGAGUAGGAGAGAAGAGGAGAUGAAACAGAAAUAUGAGGAGGAACAGUGUAGGAGAGAAGAGGAGAUGAAACAGAAAUAUGAGGAGGAACAGAGUAGGAGAGAAGAGGAGCUGAAACAGAAAUAUGAGGAGGAACAGUGUAGGAGAGAAGAGGAGCUGAAACAGAAAUAUGAGGAGGAACAGUGUAGGAAAGAAGAGGAGAUGAAACAGAAAUAUGAGGAGGAACAAUGUAGGAGAGAAGAGGAGAUGAAACAGAAAUAUGAGGAGGAACAGAGUAGGAGAGAAGAGGAGCUGAAACAGAAAUAUGAGGAGGAACAGUGUAGGAGAGAAGAGGAGAUGAAACAGAAAUAUGAGGAGGAACAAUGUAGGAGAGAAGAGGAGAUGAAACAGAAAUAUGAGGAGGAACAGUGUAGGAAAGAAGAGGAGAUGAAACAGAAAUAUGAGGAGGAACAAUGUAGGAGAGAAGAGGAGAUGAAACAGAAAUAUGAGGAGGAACAGUGUAGGAGAGAAGAGGAGAUGAAACAGAAAUAUGAGGAGGAACAAUGUAGGAGAGAAGAGGAGAUGAAACAGAAAUAUGAGGAGGAACAGUGUAGGAGAGAAGAGGAGAUGAAACAGAAAUAUGAGGAGGAACAGAGUAGGAGAGAAGAGGAGAUGAAACAGAAAUAUGAGGAGGAACAGUGUAGGAGAGAAGAGGAGCUGAAACAGAAAUAUGAGGAGGAACAGUGUAGGAGAGAAGAGGAGCUGAAACAGAAAUAUGAGGAGGAACAGUGUAGGAAAGAAGAGGAGAUAAAACAGAAAUAUGAGGAGGAACAAUGUAGGAGAGAAGAGGAGAUGAAACAGAAAUAUGAGGAGGAACAGAGUAGGAGAGAAGAGGAGCUGAAACAGAAAUAUGAGGAGGAACAGUGUAGGAAAGAAGAGGAGAUGAAACAGAAAUAUGAGGAGGAACAAUGUAGGAGAGAAGAGGAGAUGAAACAGAAAUAUGAGGAGGAACAGUGUAGGAAAGAAGAGGAGAUGAAACAGAAAUAUGAGGAGGAACAAUGUAGGAGAGAAGAGGAGAUGAAACAGAAAUAUGAGGAGGAACAGUGUAGGAGAGAAGAGGAGAUGAAACAGAAAUAUGAGGAGGAACAGUGUAGGAAAGAAGAGGAGAUGAAACAGAAAUAUGAGGAGGAACAAUGUAGGAGAGAAAAGGAGAUGAAACAGAAACAUGAGGAGGAACAGUGUAGGAGAGAAGAGGAGCUGAAACAGAAAUAUGAGGAGGAACAGUGUAGGAGAGAAGAGGAGCUGAAACAGAAAUAUGAGGAGGAACAGUGUAGGAAAGAAGAGGAGAUAAAACAGAAAUAUGAGGAGGAACAAUGUAGGAGAGAAGAGGAGAUGAAACAGAAAUAUGAGGAGGAACAGAGUAGGAGAGAAGAGGAGAUGAAACAGAAAUAUGAGGAGGAACAGUGUAGGAAAGAAGAGGAGAUGAAACAGAAAUAUGAGGAGGAACAAUGUAGGAAAGAAGAGGAGAUGAAACAGAAAUAUGAGGAGGAACAAUGUAGGAGAGAAGAGGAGAUGAAACAGAAAUAUGAGGAGGAACAGUGUAGGAGAGAAGAGGAGAUGAAACAGAAAUAUGAGGAGGAACAGUGUAGGAAAGAAGAGGAGAUGAAACAGAAAUAUGAGGAGGAACAAUGUAGGAGAGAAGAGGAGAUGAAACAGAAAUAUGAGGAGGAACAGAGUAGGAGAGAAGAGGAGAUGAAACAGAAAUAUGAGGAGGAACAGUGUAGGAGAGAAGAGGAGAUGAAACAGAAAUAUGAGGAGGAACAGAGUAGGAGAGAAGAGGAGCUGAAACAGAAAUAUGAGGCGGAACAGUGUAGGAGAGAAGAGAUGAAACAGAAAUAUGAGGAGGAACAGUGUAGGAAAGAAGAGGAGAUGAAACAGAAAUAUGAGGAGGAACAAUGUAAGAAAGAAGAGGAGAUGAAACAGAAAUAUGAGGAGGAACAGUGUAGGAGAGAAGAGGAGAUGAUGGAGAAGUUGAAGCAAAAGAAGGAAGAGCAGCUGGAGAAAAAGUCAGAGGAAUCCAAGCUGCCGGUCAGGAGAAGACACAGCAUUGAUAGACUACGUCCCAAUUUUUCCAUGGGUGAAGGAGAGGCUACCCUUGAAGAUAACCAAGUGCCUCCCAGCCCCCCUGAGCUGAGGAUGGUGCUGCUUGGGAAAACUGGGGCUGGGAAGAGUGCAGCAGGAAACACCAUCCUGGGCAGAGAGGAGUUUAGAUCUGAAGCCAGCUCCUCUGCAGGAAUGAGGGAGUGUGAGAAGAGAAAUGGACAAGUGGCUGGGAGACGUGUUGCUGUGAUCGACACUCCAGAGCUCUCUCAGGACAAACUCCAGAUUAGGAGCUGUGUUUCUCUGUCUGCCCCGGGACCCCAUGCUUUCCUCCUGGUGAUACCGGUGAACCAAUUUACAGAGAAAGAGAGGAGAGCAAUGGAGACAAUCCAGGAGAUAUUCAGUGAGGAGGCUGUAAGGAGGUACAUGAUUCUCCUUUUUACACAUGGUGACAAACUGAAAGGCAAGAUCAUUGAGGAUUAUAUUCAGACUGGCAGUAAGGAGCUCCAGCAGCUUGUUGAGAAAUGUGGGAACAGGUACCAUGUUUUCAACAAUGAGAACACGAGCGAUCACACUCAGGUCAUACAGCUCCUGGACAAGAUAGACAACAUGGUGAAGGAAAACAAUGACAGCUACUACACCAGUGAGAUGUACCAGCAAGCAGAAACAAAGAUCAGACAAAGACAAGAGGAGAUACUGAAGGAGAAGGAAGAGACAAUAUUGAAGGAGGAAGAGGAACUGAAGGCAAAGCACCUGAAAGAACUCGAGAACAUGAGAAGGAAGAUGAGAUUGGAAAUCCAGAAACGAGACGAGAAGAUCAGAGAGCUGGAGGAGAGGAUCAGAGAGCUGGAGGAAGAGCUGAGGAAAGAACAGGGAGAGAGUCACAUGAUCAAACUCCAGGAAGAGCUCAGGAGAACAAGAAAGGAGAAAGAAAGGGAGGCGCGAGAUAAGGAGGAGUGCAUCAAGAAGGGGGGGAGAGAGAGGGGAGAGUACAAGGAGAAACACAGGAGAGAGAUGGAGGCAGUCAGGCAGCGCUACGUGGAAAUCAUUAGACCAGAAGCAGAAAGAUCCAAUGGGUUUAUAAGCACAUAUGAAAAGCCAGCUGAAGCGAGAGGAGAAAGAGCAGCACUAGGGGCAGUGAUCAGUGCAGUAGCAGGAGCACUGAGAGAAGGGGCUGAGGUAGGGGCAGUAUUACACACAGUAACCAUAGCAAUAAGAGAAGAGACAAGAUUCGGGGCAGUAAUCCACGCUGCAAAGGAAGCAAUAAGAGAAGGACCAGCUCAAAGGUCAGUGAUCAGUGCAGUAACAAGAGCACUGAGAGAAGGGGCUGCGAUUGGUACAGUAUUGCACACAGUAGCAGAAGCAAUAGAGGCAGCACCACAGGAACCCCGUCAAGAACAGUAAGACGGGGUGGUGUUAUUGAAUAAUAUCUGAGCAAGAUUUAACUGUCCAUAUUCAGAAACAACAAUUGAGGUGCACUUCAGUGAAUAUGGCUAGUAGGAGCCAUACUUGGAACGCUUCAGUGAUCACAAACACUCAGGUGUUUUAUUCUUGAGAAUGAAUGGGCUGGUUUCAAUGCACUUCAAUGGGAUCAAAAACUGUGUGGAAACCAAUCAAACUGCAAAUCAACCUAUAUUCACUGUAACCACACUCACCUGGUACUAAUCACAACAGUAGAUCACCCAAUUAAAACGUAAAAAAAUAUAUAAAAUAAAAUAAAAAAUGUGAUAUCUGUAUAAUGUGAUAUCGUAUAACAAUUGUAAGUCGCCCUGCAUAAGGGUGUCUGCUUAGAAAUAAAUAAUAAUAAUAAUAAUUAAGAGCAAGAUAUAAAAUACAAUGACUUCAGCAAAUACAAAACAGAACAAUUUGAUAUCGAGCCAUUCAACAGCAGAUAACUGUAGAGUAGAUAUGAGUUCAAGUGAAAAACAAAAUACUACAGAUUAGAUUAAGCGCAGGAUUAACUACAGAGCAGAUAAAUGCAAGUUAAAGUGCAUUAAAGGCAGAGUGCUAUGUACAGCAGGAGGGGAGAGUUGAGUUUUACAGGUGUUGUCUGAAGAGGUGUGUCUUGAGGAGGUGCCGGGAGGUGGUCAUGGACUGGGCAGUCCUGACAUCCGUAGGAAGGUCGUUCCACCACUGCGGGGGGAGGGUGGAGAAGGAGCGGGCUUUGGAGGCCGGGGAGCGUAGAGGAGGUACAGUCAGUCUUCUAGUGCAGGCAGAGCAGGAGAGGUCAGGUGGGGGUGUAGGGAGAGAUGAGGGUCUGGAGGUAGUUGGGUGCAGUCUGGUCAAGCCAUCGGUAGGCAAGUACAAGAAUCUUUAACUGGAUGCGAGCGUUGAUGAGAAGCCAGUGGAGUUAGCAGAGUUUCCAGGAUGGAGUUGCAGUAGUCUAGGUGGGAGAGUACCAGGGCCUGGACGAGGAGUUACGUGUAGUAGUUGGUGAGGAAGGGUCGGAUUCUUCGUAUGUUGCUCAGGAAGAAAUCGGCAGGUGCUUGCUAGAGUGGAGCUGUGCUGGGACUAGGGAAGGCAGGGAUCCAGGGUUACUCCGAGGUUCUUGACUGAGGAGAAGGGAAAGAGUGUGGUGGAUUCCAAAGAAAUGGAGAUAGAGAGAUCAGAGGAGGGGAAGAAAAGGGGGUCAGAUUGAGAGGUUGAGUUUGAGGUGAUGUGAGUCCAUCCAGGAGGAGAUAGUAGACAGGCAGUUAGAGAUACAGGAAGGGAUGGUGGGGUCAGAAGGAAGAUAUGAGGAUCAUCAGCAUAGAAAUGGUAUGAGUAACCAUAGGAUGCGAUGAGGGGGCCCAGGGAGCAGGUGUAGAGAGAGAACAGGAAAAGAACCAAGACUGAUCCCUGGGGAACUCUGUUGACAGAGGGUGAGGUGUGGAGGUUGAGCCAUGCCAGGUUAUCUGGUAGACGCGGGCCGAGAGAUAGGAUGAGAACCAGGCCAGAGCAGUGCCAGAGAUUCCCAGGUCAGCGAGAGAGGAUAGGAGAACAGAGUGAUCGACAGUGUCAAAGGUAGCAGAGAGAUUGAGGAGAAUUAGGACAGAGGAGAGGCAGCACGGGCAGAGUUUAGCGAGUUAGUGACAGACCGGAGAGCAGUUUCAGUGGAGUGAGCAGAGCGGAAACCAGAUUGAAGAGGGUUUAGCAGAGAACUGGCGGUGUACUGCCCGCUCGAGGGUUUUAGAGAGGAAGGGUAGUUCUGGAGGGAGGUGGGGGUUGAGGGUAGGUUUUUUGAGGAGGGGGUUGAUAGAGGCUUGUUUGAAGGCAGAGGGAAAGAGACCAGAGAGGUGUUGAGAAGGGAGGAGAUGAAGGGGAGUAGAGAAGGAGCAGCAGUUAGUCUAGUAGUUAGUCUUCCAGAGCACUGCAAGGUUCGGAUUUUCUCCAACAGCCUCUCCUCUCGCACCCUCACUUUGCAAGGGAACUGGUCAACAGCUGCUAAACUGCGCUAAGACAAUACUUAAGCAAUACAAUCGUUUCAAUGCACUUCAAUGGGAUCAAAAACUGUGUGGAAACCAAUCAAACUGCAAAUCAACCUAUAUUCACUGUAACCACACUCACCUGGUACUAAUCACAACAGUAGAUCACCCAAUUAA